AGCUGUGCUUCACGUUUUGCGCUUCACGCUCGGUCUAUUCUUACCAUGUCUAUGGUUUGUGUACAUAUGGACAGCUGCGGGCCCAACAUGGCGACCAUAGGAAGCAUGGAGGGGGUAACGAUUGCGCUUCUCUGAUUAUUUAGGACUCUACUUGCAUGUAGAAGUCUGUGGGAGCAUCACUGUGCUGGGCUAAGAUGGCGGUAGUGGCGGCAUGGAUAUGAGAGACCCUCUAUGGAGAGUCUCUAAAGACGAAUGGAUGGUGGCGGCCUCUGCACUGUCAUAAGCACACGAUACGAUCGAAAGUACACAUUGGUACACAUGCACUACGUGUGCACCGUGGCGCGGCAGUGGCAGCCGCGCGAGCUUUCGCGCAGGCAGCGGCGGAGAGUAGUGAGCUGCGUCCGUUUGACGUGCCGGGACGAGUCGAGUUGCCGUCGCACGCGACAGACAAGAACACCUGUCGUUUUGCCGUCGUCGUUGGUGUCCGUACGCGCGUCUCUCGCCGCUACGUCGCCAUCGGCCAUUACCUCUGACAUGGAAACCUAUCAAAAUGGCAGAGAUCGUGCAGAUGUUUUUGUUCCUAUACAAAUCUAAGUAUCGUCGGAAAGGCCAGUGGCGGCGAUCUCGUCGCGGCGACGACGACGAGGUCGCCGUGGUGCACGAUCGUGAUCCGCGACAACGUUGGCAUUGCGACGGCCACGGCAGCGGCGCGGUCGCGACGGUGCCGUGGGUGCAUUUCUUACUAUGGGCGGCGCUCGCCUGCUGGGUGGUGCACGUAGGCGCCGCCGCCGCCUCCUCCUCCUCUUCUUCUUCUUCCUUGUCGUUGCCGACGAUGGACUGCGACCCCGACAUCUGCAUCAACGGCGAAUGUGUCAAUGGCACCUGCGUGUGCCGCGAGGGUUGGCAGGGUACGCACUGCCAGUUUUGCGGUGGAAAGGUCAGAUUAUCAGAAAAAAGCGGGAGCAUUCACGACGGUUUCGGCAACUACACGGCGGACGUGAGGUGCUCUUGGUUGAUCGAGAGCAGCCCGGAGACGAAGAUACGGAUGCACGUGGAGCAAUUUGCCAUGGAAUGCAGCUGGGACCAUCUGUACAUCUACGACGGUGACAGCGUCGAGGCGCCGUUGUUGGCUGUCUUUUCCGGCCUGAUGCACAAAAACGGCUAUCACAUACAUCGCGUGCCGGAGAUAAUAGCACGAUCCGGCAGCGCGUUGUUGUACUUUUAUUCCGACGUCGCGUACAACAUGAGCGGCUUCAAUAUUACCUAUAAAGUCAACGCUUGCCCGAGCAGGUAUUCUCAUAUCGACUGUUCCGGCCAUGGUGUGUGUAUCGAAGGCACGUGUACCUGCGACGCCAUGUGGACCGGUGAGGCUUGCGACAUGCAGGUAUGUCCGAACAAUUGCUCGUACCAUCACGGACAGGGCGACUGUGAUCGCGAGAGUCAUCACUGCCAUUGCUCUCACGGCUACAAAGGUGCGGAUUGCGGGCAAAAGAGUGACAAUGGAUACUGGGAAACAGUCACUUACAAAGACCUGCCGCUGGAUGGAUCGGCUAGUCAUUGUUCUAUCGUUUGGAAGGACUCGCUUUACGUGGUCGGCGGUGAAAGUUUCCGUCAUGCCAAGAUGAUAUAUGUGUACGAUUAUAACGGCAAUGUCUGGGAGACACCCCAUGUCGAGGGCCGCGUACCGUUACCACGUUACGCGCACUCGUGUGUAUUGUUUGGUGAUAAAAUAUUUAUGUAUGGUGGCGUCGUGCGCAAUUCUACAGUGACCAACGAAAUCUGGGCGUUUGACGUGUCCGCCAAGGUCUGGGAGAACGUCACCGUGCAUGAUAACUGCCAUAACAAGACGAUAUGUGGACCCCUGCAGGUAGCCGGUCAUACCGCGACUCUGGUGCAAAGCCACGGCAAGAAGGAGAAGAUGGUUGUGAUAUUCGGCUAUUCGCCGCAGUAUGGUUACUUAAACACCGUCCAGGAGUACUAUUUGGGUACGCGCGAGUGGCAGAUCGUCAAGACGAUCGGUUUUCCAGUAAAGGGCGGCUACGGACACAGUUCCGCGUACGAUCCUCUCACGAAUCUCAUUUACGUGUACGGCGGUUACGUAUCGGAAUCGCAGAGUACGCAGGUACUGACCAGUCGACUUUACUCGUAUCAUCCUAAUUAUCGCGAAUGGCGAUUGCUCACGGCAGCGCCGUCGGCACGAUUCUUUCACACGGCUGCGUUCGUCUCGGGUGGACUGAUGUUAGUAUUUGGCGGCAACAUGCACAACGACACCCAACACUCGCUUGGCGCUCGGUGUUACACAGCCGACAUCAUCGGCUACGACGUCACGUGCGAUACGUGGCAUCAAUAUACCAUGCCGCGUGACAUGAAUGAUCUCCCACGUUAUGGUCACAGCGCGACCGUCUUCGAGAAGUCGAUGUACAUCUACGGCGGCUUCAACGGGGAAAUGCUCUCUGAUAUGUUGAGGUAUACUCCGGGCAACUGUGAACAUUUGAGUCAGCCUGAAUGCUUGAGCGCCAGGGUCGGCGUGAAAUGCGUGUGGCAUAAGCGGGAUGGCCGGUGCCUGCAGAUCGCGAAGAUACCGCAGCACGUUCUCAAUCACAAGGACUACGAUGACGUUUACAUGAAGUGUAAAUUGGACGACACGCCGCCGCGCGGUAUGACGUCGCACGAGGAACUCUGCAAGCUCUUCACCGAUUGUGUUGCCUGUGUACAGACCUCGUACAAUUGCGUGUGGUGUGGUAAGAGCUGCCUGCACGAAAAAUGCAGGGACCAUCCGUACUCGCUGAACUCGCGACGCAUCGUGGAACUGGAAGAGUGCGACGCGAACACUGGCAUCGAGUGCCUGCAACUGCACACGUGCCAGGCCUGCUCCAGCAACCCGCGUUGCGUCUGGUCGUGGUCCAACGGACCCGAUCGUUGCAAGCCGCAGUCGAAGACUCGAGAGGUGAGCGUGAUGAACAAUACGAUCCAGGCGCAGCGCCUAACUAUGGACACGUGCCGCAAUCCGUGCGUGGACUAUACGUCGUGUCGCAAUUGCACAGAGUCCGAUUGCAUCUGGUGUCAAAACGAAAUCAAGUGCGUGGACAAGAACGCGUACGCGGUCAGUUUCCCGUAUGGACAGUGUCGCGAGUGGACGGCGACAGAUGCCCGGUGCCGUGCUACGGAAACCGGCAAGGAGUGGUGCAGUUUCUACUCGUCGUGUGCUACUUGUCGCUCGGAUCCCGGAUGUGGCUGGUGCGACGACGGGUCGGGCACCGGGAAAGGCCUCUGCCUACCUGGUGGAGCCCGUGGUCCCAGCAGCAAGAGCUUGAACAUAUGUCCACUCGACCAUUGGUACUUCACGAAGUGUCCGACCUGUCAGUGUAACGGUCACAGUAAGUGUCUUCCAAACAGCAGCGAAUGCAUUCAGCCAUGUGGCAAUUUGACGUACGGAUCACACUGCGAAAAGUGUAUCCCCGGCUAUUACGGCAGUCCACUUAACGGAGCGACGUGUCAGCCCUGCUCCUGCAAUAAUCAAGGCACACAGUGCACUAGCGAAACUGGCAAAUGUUUUUGCACCACCAAGGGCAUCAUCGGGGAUCACUGCGAGCGCUGCGACGUAUCCGGUCUUUAUCACGGAGACCCUACGAACAAGGGCUUCUGUUUUUAUGAUUUGGCUAUUGACUACCAGUUCACAUUCAACCUAAGUAAAAAGGAGGACCGUCACUACCGCGCAAUCAAUUUCAAGAACUCGCCGCCAAAGGCCGACAUCGACGCCGAGUUCUCUAUCACUUGCUCCGUGCUUGCCAAGAUGAACGUUACCAUAAAGAAAGUGAACACCCCGGAAAAGUCAGUGCUGCUCGGCGCGAAUUGCACCACCACUAUGUACAAACAUCGUUUCAGCAAGGCGGACUACAAUUUCGGCAGCGAAGAUAACAACAGCCUCACCACGUUCUACGUGUAUGUCUACGACUUUCAACCGCCGCUCUGGAUACAGAUCUCGUUCUCCCAGUACUCGAAACUGAAUUUGCAACAAUUUUUCGUAACGUUCUGCACAGAUCACGCGCGACUGUACAGGUGCUUCCUCGCCCUGCUACUGGUGGCUGCUAUUCUCUGGAAGAUCAAGCAGAAGUAUGACAUGUAUCGACGACGACAACGCCUCUACUUGGAGAUGGAGCAGAUGGCCAGCAGAGCGUUCAGUCAAGUUGUCGUAGAGAUCGAAAGACGCGACAUCGAUAACUUGGACCCGGAGCACGAUGAUACUGAAUUUACCAAUUGUCGCAAGAGGAAAAAGGAUGCUCCUAGUCCGAUCGCGUUGGAACCCUGUUGCGGAAACAGAGCUGCAGUCCUGUCGCUGUUGGUCAGAUUGCCGACCGGCGGUGAAUCUUACACGCCAGCCGGACAAAGUGCUGGCAUAGCCGUUGCGUCUGCUUUAGUCACGCUGGGCAGUCCGCGCAGGCCGUCUCAGGAACUGAUGACGAAGGAGCCGAAGAAGACGCGGAAGUCUGCUAGCCAACAUCCGGAUUCCACGUGCAUUUAACGAUGAACCAGUGACGGAGGGGAGUUGCGAUGGGCAGGCGUAACUGCGACGAGCCUUAUAGUUGUUUCUGUGAUCUUGUCCGCGCGGCAGGGCGACUUUUAUCCUCGAAUUCGAACGGAGUGAAUCAAGUGCGAAGCGAGAACAGCAACGUUCGCGAGAAUUCUCUUGUCGACGCGUGCGGCUAAACCGGUGAAUCGAACAAUUCUUUUAUCGUGGAUAUUUUAUCGUGGAGUUGGGCGUUUAAUGCUCGAAUAGAUAUAGAUGUAUGCACGACUUUUCUUAUUGAGUAGAGGAACACGCCUUUCGCCGAAGAGCGAAUGAAAUGCUGCUGCUGCUGACUGCGUCCGCUGAUCAUGGUAAGCAACAGUUUCUGUUUAGACUUGCUGCAUGAGGUGUCUCUGUGCUUCGAGAACGACGCCGGUUCAUCGGUUGGCGAGUUCUCUUUGUGAAUCUCGAUUGACGAUGCGUUGUACAGUGUUGUAUAUAAGUGAUCAGACGAUCUACAUUUUCUUCGAAGAAGUUACGAUAAAGAGUGUAUGGAUAAACUGGCCUCGCGCGCGUGUAUAUUUGAAAAGCUUUUAUCCGCUGCUUUAAAAAAAAAAUGAUUCAGUUAUGAUCAAAAAUAUAAUACACGUAAUUCUUGAAUAUAGAUUCAAUAAAUUUUCAGAUGAUUGUCUUUCAAAAAUUAUUAAAGGUUUAGAAGAUGAAAGCUUAUUUAAGACUGAAAGAUUAAAUAUUGCAUAUCCAUCAUAAGAUCUUUUAUUCCUAUAAUUUCUCUUCUAAAUGCAAAUAUCUAUGAUAAAUCUAACGGAGAAGACCAUUCAGAAUAUUUAUACGUAGCGGAUAAAAUCUUUUUUUGUAAAUGCCAUAAAAGUUAUUAAAAAAUCCAUUAACCACGUUAUUGAAAUGAUUGAAUUCGAAGAAGUACAACACUUCGACGUAAGCUGUAAAUAAGCUGUAUUUUUAUUGGGCUCGGAAAUGAGAGCGCAGAUCUCUUUCUCGUCAACAAUGAAGUUCAAAAGGCAUACGACACUAAAAUAGGCAGGGAGAAUCGAAUCCAGUCGGUGAGUACGAGGAAUGAUUCAUUAUUUCAUGCAUCUCGUUUGUAGCAUAUGAAUGUGUAAUAAGAUUCAUAUUCUAAAUCGAUCGAAGUGAGUAGAGACAUCACAAUUAGAGCAGACGUAGAAAAGGCAUAAGAUAUUUGGUCAUGCGUGCAUUUUGCAUUAGAGUAUUGUGCCAAAUUAGCAUUCCUUUUUUUAUAUGAACGCAAACAUUAUUUGACGAGGUGAGACUUGGUGAGCUAAAAUUGGUCGAACAAGCAAGUAUUUUUACAACUAUCUUUAAUUAAAAAAUUUUUUUAAAGUUUUUAAUUUUCGUUUUAUUUCUUUAUUUCCAUUUUUUUAUUUAUGUCACUCCGUAACUAUGCUGUAAUUACAACUCCGUGUGUGAUUCAAAAAUUUAAAGAAAUGUGAUUGGAAAUUUGUAGGAUUGGAAUAUUGAAUAAUUAAAAGUAAUAAGAUAUAAAUAAGAAAUUUUAGUGAAUUUGCCGGUGAUAUUAAUCUAGUGGAACAAGGAAAUGAAUUUAGUCAUUGCAAAAGCAGCUUGUUUGGUUUUAUUUGUUUCUGUUUUGUAACGAUGCUGGUUACUCGUUACUUGUGCAUAUAUAUUGGUUGCAUGUUGAUUUUUCUAAGCAUUUAAGUAAUGCGUUUAUAAAAUUAGCAUGUUCUCACCUUUUCUCAGGAAUUUGCAAGCUUCUGCUUGUGUCACAUUAUUUCGUCUUUUUGUACUUGCAUCGGAGAGAAUAAUUAAAUUAUUAUAUUAAUAAAUCAUAUACUUCCAUUUUUAUAUUGGAUUCGUACUUUUCUUCUCACCGUUUCAAAUAUGAGAAGAUACAAUUUACUAUAAAGACUUUGUGAUUUUUGUAUGCAUGAUUAAUGAGGAAUGACGGUAAUAGUUUAUAAUAUAGUGUGUUUUAUCACUUAUAAAGAAAGUUUCAACACUCCAAAUCGUCAUUCGUGUGGAAUGUAUUUGUAUUGAGACUGUAGAUUAGUCUUUUUUUUUAAAACUGUCACAGUAACACGAGAAAGGGGAAUUGCUGUAAGAUAUUCUAAAUCGGUCGAAGUGAGUAGAGAUGAUGUCACAGUCGUAUAUGUAUUAUCAUUCGUAUAUGUAUUAUUACGUAUUUUUUCUAUGGAUACAUUAACUUCUGUUACAGUAAUUAAGCCAUCUUUUUUUACUCGGAUGUGAUUGUAUGUUAUUUAUAUCUGUGGUGGUGUCGGAUCGAGUCGGAUGAGUAAUAAACGUUAAUUCUCGGUUAUUACUCGGAUUGGUAAAUGUAAAUGUAAUGCAUUUUAUUCUGACAUUUAAUACUCAUAUAAUUUCCCGACUUUAUAUACUGAUUAAAAUAUUAAUUUAUGUAAAAAUCGUGUCGAAAGACAUACAUAUAUGUAUAUGCAUAUUAUAAAUUAAAAUCCUUCCUUUUUAAGCAAUAUAUAUUUUUCGUACCAAAGAAAAAUAGAUGUGAAUAAAUCGUUAUUGCGCACGUAGAAGGCUAGAUAGCAUAAUUGAUCGACAUAAUCAAUCAAUUAUUAUAUAACAAUUAGAAAGAAAAUCAUAAUUAUUGGCCACGUCCAAAAAAAUGGUCUUUCGUUUCAAUAUUGAUUCAUAUAUAUGUAUAUGAAUAUAUAUAUGAUUACCAUUUGUUAUUAAAUUUAGUUUUUUUUAUACGAUCACUUUUUGUAUUCAAAUAGCAGUCUCAUUUGAGAGAUAAUUAUAACAGUUCUCUUGUGAGCGCCAAAUAUGAAAAAUAUUUUAUUAAAAUAUAUUUUAUAUCGAAUAUAUAUAUUGUAUAGUAACAUAUCUUUUUAUCAUAUGAUUUGUGUAAGCGUAUAAGCACUUUUAAUCCCUUCGUUGCUGCAAAUCACUUAUAUUCAUUCUUGAUUAUUUCUGUAUUUUAAUAAUAAAUUAUGAUCUACAAACAAUUUUAUAUUACACGUAUGAUUUUGGCAACGACGGGAUUCAGAUCUAAAUGCAAAAGUUUCUAAAAUAUUAUUUAUCUAAACAAUUAUACGAUAAAUUUUUGCAUUAUUGAAAAAUACACUUUCAUUAGCCAAUCAAUAUUGUUUCACGAUAAUUUAUUACAACGUUGUAUAAACAUCGAAUUAUGUUCUCAAUGUUGCUUUCAAAUUGUCAGGACGACGCUCCACCGGCGCCUAUUUUCGUUUUUCUUUUUCAUUUCGUUUUUAAGCUAUACUUAAGAGUUUUACUAUCGAGAGGCGGCUCGCUCUCGGAGAGUAAAUUUCUCGAAUAAACGACACUCUUUAAUCGAAAUUUGCUCUCGAUUCGAUUAAAUCUAAUCUCUGUCGGAAAGUAAACUGCAAAGAAAUGUUCAUUAAAUGUUUGCUCUUUUUUAAUUCUGUAUCAGCUAGGGAUCGUCGCUGUCGAAAGUCGCUCUCGAAGAAUGAAACUCUCAAGCGUACACUUGAGCUUCGACCUUCUGUCUGUCGCGUACAUCGUAAUAACUGUAACACUGCCAAUGUAAUAUUCCUCGACUUCGUUAAUCUUUUACAAUCCGCUUCGUCUUCAAGCCCUCGAGACGAUGGCCGAGCCCUCCGAUCGAUCUUUGUGACUGCAUUGAUGGCACGCGUUAACCAUCGUUAUUCCGCAAUCUCGUCUUGUCUCUUUCUCUCUUCAAUCUUGUACCACUGUUGUUCGCGAUCACGACGGGACCAGCGUUAUUCAUCGCUCUCGAGUGUCUUAAAAGGCUUAAGUAAUAUUAAAGUAGAGUAGUCUAGUACGUACAUACACGUAUUUACUUUUUCUUCAUCUUCACUUACGAGAAUUGCACGUAGCAUUGCACGUAGCAUUGCACGUAGCAUUGCACAUGAUGCAUCAUAAAAAUUAAAUUAUGUAUGUAUGUACAUAGGAGUGAUAUUUCCGUUAGAGAAAUAUGCUAUCGCCAAGCGAAGGCCCGCUUUAUUGUAUAAACUCCAAGGUAUCUCUUUGAAUAGGAUACAUUCGAAGGAAGUAGAACGGAGGUAGUUGAUUGUAUAAUAGAACGAUUAGAACUACUAGAACUAAAUUAAUGCAAGCGAGAUUACUAGAAUCAAAUUUGUAAUUGUGCGGAUUGUAUCGAUGGACUUAUGCAUUUGUGUGCGAGAUUGUCCGUGAAACUCUUGAUAAAGAUACCGCGAAAGAGCGAACGAGCAUCGUGAGAGGUCCUGUCGCGAUCCAUUGACUCUCUUCGAGUUUCUCUUUUCGAUUCAAAGAUAAGAAAGGAGCGAUCGAAGAGCCUCACUUCCCGCAAAGGGCUCAAAGAACAUUUAAUCUUUCUCUGAUGAGGGAGGUCUUUGAAAUCUCUAAUCAUAAGAAAUAGAUCUUAGAACUGGAGGGCAUGAGAUGUAAGAUAUAUCCAUUUAUAUGGAUCGAUUCAAGUCACCGAUCUUAGCCAUUAAGGAUUCUUAAGCGCCGGUAUGUAAGACUCGAUGAAAGAAAGAGUGGUGAUGCUCGAGAGCGACGAGCUAGCAGAUGCGGGAACACAGAGAGACAGGCGUACGAUGAGAAUACUUAGCAACCUAAAUAGAUAAGUCCGACAUGUAUAUUAUACAUAGCUUGCAACUUUUCUAUAUAGGGCACGAUCGAGAAUAUUUAUUUUUAUUCGAGCGUGAGCAUGUGAAAAACACAAACUGUUUGAUAAAAGUCUGUAAAUCAACGGAAUAAGUGGUGGAGCGAUUGUGAAAUCUCUCGACACAAGUCCUUCAAUCUUGCGAAUAUUCUUGGGAAACGCAUAGCACAUACUGAAACGCGCGUUUAUGUAUACAGCGUCAUUAACACAUUUAUUUAACAUGAUACAUUUAUUACAUCAAUUUUGUCUACAUUGCUCAAAUUGUCGUGCUCGAGCUGUGCACGUAUUGUGUAGGCAUUAGUACUUUAUAUUUGUUGAUUAAAAAUCCACAUUAUUGUUCAAAAUUGUAAUAGUCCUUGGAUAAUUAAAUAUGUAUCUAAUAUUAAAUACUGAUAGAAAUAUGUGACGCGAUGUAUACCCAGUAAACGCGCGUGAACAUUAAAUAAUGUAAAGUUUAAGAUCAUCAAUCUGCGUAUUACUAUCGCUCUAUCAUGAUUCUUAUUAAUAUUGUCAGAAAGAGCGAAAUAUUUCAAAUAUCAAAACGGUUUCCAUUUAUUUUCAAUCAUUUCUUCUUUGUGACAUUUCAAUUUUUCUUCUACGGCCGCUAUACAUUAUAUCCUAACUAUUUUUACUCGUUACCAGAAAAGAAUAAAAUCACAAUCGUAAAAUCUUAAAAUUGCAAUUCACUCCUGUUUUGAACACUCGAUAUUUUUCACGGAUCACCCGCUAAAAUUGCUGGAGCUUAGAAAUGACCACUUUCUUCGUAUAAGCUCAGUAUUUGUAUAUAAUGACACGUGAGAAGGAAUAUUAUUUUAUUCUAAGCGAUAGGAGAGCAACGAAGGAAUACUACUGAAACGAUUGUAUCUUAAAAUCGUUAAUCUGUUCGUUUUUAAAGCACGCGCGAGAAGUCGAAGAUAGUUCUCAAUUCUUCCUUUGAGCGAAUUAUUUUUUAGUCGAAUUAUUAUAUCUUUUUAUUUCGUAUUUUGUUCAUUCGAUCUAUUUAUUCGAUAUACAGCAUUUUUAGAUAACAAAUGCUCUGAACUUCUUCGAUUGAGCUUGACAUACUUACUAUUGUAUGUUUAAGUUAUUUUUAAGUUUUAUAAAACAGGUUUUCAUUUUCGUUUUUUUAAUUUUUUAAAGAUCUGAACGUAGAGAUAUAUAUUAGAAUUCGUUACGCGAAUGAUUUUGUGCGUAGCAAUUAGACAAUAUGUACAUACUUUAAAGUCAACCAAGAUUCGUAGAAAAUUUCGAAUCUUUUCACACUAGUUGUCUCAUUGAAUUAAAGCGUUGUUUAGAUCAGAUGAUUCUACAUUAUCAUUAAAACCGAUGAAGAUUUUGUAUCGUUCGUUUCAUGACGUGCACAGGUGUUAAAUAUUAAUUUAGAGUUUAUACUACGUAAAAAUACAAAGGCUGAUAUUCUUAACUUAUUUUUAUCGAUAAAAAUCCCUUUAAUGUGACUUCUUAGUAGCCAAUCAGGUAGUUUUAAGUCACUUUUAGAGAGCUUUUAUCGAUAAAAACUUGACUUGAGAAUAUGGAUCAAUAUUUUUUUAAAUUAGUAAUACAAUUAACUUAUAUAUCUAAGACACACAAACAAUUUCUCUUGAAAAUGUGUUUAAAUAAAAAUAUAAUCGCAGAAAAAUUAUGCCAUAGUCAAAGUUUCUUAAAUUAAUUUAAACAUUUGAAUGCGGAGAAUCUAUUUGCUCUCAGGAAAAUGUUUAACACGUGUGCGCGCGAUACUUGUCAAUAUUUGCGAUAAAAUUCAGCGCGUGUGCUAAAUUUCUGAACUGUUGGAAGUCAAGUGAGACAUUAUGUGAAAAGGGCAAAUAACGUGAAUAUAUUUUGAGAAAUUGUCGCGAGCGUGUUGUUGACAACACGCGAGAAAAGUAUAAAUGAUUGCAGCUUUGUAUGUACAUAGCUUAUCAUUCGAUCAUAUAUCCAGCUUUAUCUAGUCAAUAAAAGAUGAACGUGAUUGCGUGCAAUGGAUGGUUGUAAUAUCGACGAGUUGUAAAUCGAUGGGAUUUCGUUUCGGUUGUAUUUCGCGAAAUGCGAUCUGCGAAUUCGCAUAUGUAUCUCGAACGGCAUGAGCAGAGAGCCUCGCAUUCUCCAAGAGCGAUCUUUGAGAGUAAAAAUUCUUCGUUGGAGAAAGAGUGAUUCUUCGUCGAUCGUCCAUCCAAUUUUUACUCUGUAAAAAUGGCUCUUGAUAGUAAAACUUUUCGCACGACAUAGAAUUAUUCUCAAUGAAUGUUCAAAUUUUUGUCUCAAAUCUCAAAGUUUUGUCCUUCGAGCGAUAUUCGAAGAUAAUUCUUCGAGUCUGCUUUGGACAGGUAUGCACUUGAGAGCUUUACUCGCCGAGAGCAAUUUAAUAAAUCCCCAAGUUCCGGAAUAAGUUUAAAUUAAGUUAUCGAGAGAAAAGAAUACCUGAGGAUUUUGCUUUUGCUCUUGAUAGUAAACAUCGUAAGUAACAGAUUUGUAUUUCUUGUGAGGCACUCCUAGGCGAUAAAAUCUUUGAAUAUAUGCAUUAGUUUACUUAAGCAUUAUAGCUUAAGUAAAACAAAUACUUCUCAACCGUGCAAUUGGAAGCGGACUUUGUACUUUAGUUGUUCUUUGUCGAUACGUCAAAUAAGUUGACAGAAUUAGUGAUUUACAAACGAAAACAAUUGGAAUGAGAGAGACUGGCAUUCUCUGCUGUGCAAGAUAUUUAUAUACAUGAAAUUUUUCACGAUUACUUCGUCCAUAAUAUUAUAAUUUAUUUUCACAUUUUUACAUAGCUUACAUAUUUCUGUCAUGUAUUACUUCUACGUGCGAAGAUUAAAUUUAAUUUAUCGCAUCGUCAAUUCUCUCACGAAUGGUCAUGACAUCAGAAAAUCGAUCGUGAGAUACGCAAUCGCGCACUAUUGAGAAAUCGGGAUAGUCAAGAGGAUUCAGUAUAACUCGAACUGUGAAAAGAGGCAGACAAAAGACAUUUUUCUUAGAAAUCUCAUCUUGACUAAAGCACUAGGGAAGAAAAUUGAAAGCGAAGAUGAACAGAAAAGAAGAGAGAUGUAGUGAGAGAAUCCGCAUGCCUGUGUAUGAGUUUGUGUAUACAUACGUGGAAACUGUGAGCGAAAGAGUUGAAAUUAUGCCCGUAUUUUUAUGCUAGAAGUUAGAAUGCGUAGAGAAUUACUAUGAAUGUCGCGCGAAUGUGAGCAGAAGAUUGGGAGGUAUAUAUAUAUAUA
This is a messenger RNA of Ooceraea biroi (clonal raider ant), 12361 nucleotides long. It is a transcript of the gene dsd, whose product is annotated as attractin-like protein dsd. NCBI's taxonomy places the organism in Eukaryota, Metazoa, Arthropoda, Insecta, Hymenoptera, Formicidae. Gene Ontology annotation, cellular component: Golgi apparatus. Gene Ontology annotation, molecular function: protein binding. The record is from RefSeq and is a predicted model, not a curated record.